UCGUUAAGUGUUCUAUGCGAUUUUACUGUGCUUUUUUUUGGGAGAAAGUAAGAGUUGAGAAAAGAAAAAAAGAAUGCAGCCACCUCCUAGAAAGACCAAGGCUGUUACAAGCCUACGGAAUGUUCAUAAUGAGCAGAUUACAAAACUUCAAGCUAAGCAUCAGCAAGAUGCUGAUUUAUUGGAAGAUAUUCGAAACUUCAUGAAGACAAGAGCAAAUAUAGAAAAGGAAUAUGGCCAGGCAUUGGCAAAACUAGCAAACAGUUAUCUUCAGCGGAAAGUACCAACCGUGGCAGAAAUAAAAAGUGGAAAUGAUGACCUACAAAAAACUGUCUACACAAUAUGGAAAACUCUAUUGGAUGAAACAGAUAAAAUAGCUCAAGCCAAACUGGCAGCAGUAGAUGUAUAUCAAGAGGUUUCUGAGAAAGCAAAAGUAUUACGAAGCAAUAAAUUGGUGGUCUCUAAAAAAUGUUUUGACAGUGUACGGAAGAUGCAUGAAGAGCUUCAGCAAUGUGUGCAGGAAGUGGACAAAAAUAAAAAACUGUACUUUGAAGAAGAACACAUGGCUCAUGGAGCAAGAGAGAAAGCUCAUGAUGCAGAGGAAAAAUUGAAACGGAAGAAAGGAAGAAUUUUUCAGUCUAUUUCAUCACUUCAAAGAAACAGUGCUAAAUUUUCAUCUAGGAAGGAAGCAUGUGACAUUCAGGCUACUAAAGCCAGAAACGACUAUAUUCUUGCCCUAGUGGCAGCCAAUGCACAUCUGUCCAGGUUCUAUGAAGUUGACUUGGCAGAUGUUAUACAGAACCUGGAUUGUGACAUCUAUGACAAAAUUAAAGAAUUCAUUCAGUUGGUCAGUCGAACUGAACUGCUUACUUGUGCUGCUUGGCAUUCAUCCUUCUCUAACUUACAGAGAGAGUCUGAGAGUGCCACAAAGGACUACACAAUGGACUGUUUUCUAAACGACAACCCUGUCCUGUUGAAAACAAUGCAGUACAACUUUGAACCAUGUGAUGGGGAUGAAAUCAUCAAAAUUUCUACCGAACACAAUGCUGGAAUUUGUUUGAGUAAAGAAGCUAGAAAGUGGGCAUCUUGUAUUGCAAAAGAAAGUCGAACAGCAAGAGAUUGUUAUGAAGAGCUAAAUAAGCUUCAAUCUGAGUUCAUUGGGAAGGAAAAAUGUUCAGUUUCCUCCAGUGGAGAGAAGACUGGUACUGAAACUGACCCAUACAUAAGGAUAGAAGAGCUUCGUGAGAUAAUCCGUAAGGCAGAG
Molecule: messenger RNA, 1261 nt
Organism: Limulus polyphemus (Atlantic horseshoe crab)
Lineage: Eukaryota; Metazoa; Arthropoda; Merostomata; Xiphosura; Limulidae
Product: F-BAR and double SH3 domains protein 2-like
Exons: 12
Biological process (GO): neuromuscular synaptic transmission; regulation of actin filament polymerization
Cellular component (GO): neuromuscular junction; recycling endosome
Source: RefSeq, a predicted model, not a curated record